Cottoperca gobio is the source of this 2529-nucleotide messenger RNA. RefSeq names its product ciliated left-right organizer metallopeptidase (gene cirop). The record is from RefSeq and is a predicted model, not a curated record. Bases 124 to 2130 code for a protein of 668 amino acids. NCBI's taxonomy places the organism in Eukaryota, Metazoa, Chordata, Actinopteri, Perciformes, Bovichtidae. Gene Ontology annotation, cellular component: cytoplasm; membrane. The transcript is spliced from 14 exons. Gene Ontology annotation, molecular function: metalloendopeptidase activity. Gene Ontology annotation, biological process: cell adhesion; proteolysis.
AAAUACAUUUGUUAAAGAGCUUGAAGGAUACAGUUGCUUUGAAUGAAUCCUGCAGCUUAGCAAAGCUCCACAAAAUGUCUAACUACUCAUCAUGUGACCCUGAAAUAGGUCACAGCUGUAAUUAUGGUUUUACCUCCAUCCCAGAGACUCUGGGUGGGGAUGUUGGUGGUUUUAGUGGUGACGGAGCUCCCUGAAGCCCUGCAGAAGUGCAUCUUUGACGAGGUUCAGGCCCAGGCCAGGGUGGUCCGAGCUGCACCCAAGCACCCAGACGGCCCACCCAACGAGCGCAGACUCAGAGCCCAGGCCGACCAGGAGCCCCCGCUAACCUCUGGACAACAAACCAAUCCUCCAGGACGGAGAGCAUCACCUCUGCGUGGCCUGACGGUGACACAGACGAGAAGCCUGAGAAAGAUGGCGGCGCCUGCCUCUCCUCAGCCAAUCAGGAUCCGGACCUGGACUCCAACAGAGAGCAACAACCUAUCAGAGGCUGAGAAAGAGAAGCUGGAGGCAGCAGUGGAGGAGGCUGUGAGGAUGGUGUCCUCUUUGCUGUCAGUGAGCAGAGUAGAGGGUCCAUUGCUGCUCCGCAGAGACAUCAAUAAAUACUGCAAGUUUCUCUGGAGGAAUUCAAGUAUUGCCAACUACAACAGGUGUGGUCGAGCGAACCACAACUACAGAACUGAGCGCUGUCUGGAUGUGACUAUCCCAGAUGAUCAUCUGGCUGGAUGUGAUAUUUACACAGAGGCUGAUUCACCUCGCAGGACUGAGCUGCGUCCUGGAGGUGCUGGACUCCCCAGCACCGACUACCUGCUUUACCUGCACGUACAGGCCACUGACAAGUGUAGAGCAGAGCCUAAUGUGUUGGCCUACGCUGCCCACUGCCAGACGGACACUCGUGGACGACCUGUGGCCGGGGUGGUGGUCAUCUGCAGGGACGGACUGUCAGGAGCCACAUACAGCCACCAGGCUACUGUGCAGACUGUGAUCCAUGAGCUGUUUCAUGCACUUGGUUUUUCUAAAGAUCUCUUCCACACCUGGAGAGACUGCUCCUCCAAUUCUCAAGUGGGUGCUGGCUGUUCUCCUCGGGGCAAAGUGACUCACUCCGAUGGAUCGGCCCAGGUGAGGAUUUACACCCCGUCCGUCAUCUCCGCCCUGCAGAGGCACCUGGCAUCCGCUGACCCUGAGCUCGGGGGGCCGCUAGAGAACCUGCAUGCACCUUCAGGCGGAGUGUCCUCUCACUGGGAGUCGCGGCUCCUGCAGGGCUCCAUCAUGGCGGCGGUGCUGGGAGACUCGACCACAGUCCGGAUCGACCGGGUCACCUUGGCUGCAUUACAGGAUACAGGCUGGUACACUGUCGACCUGAGCCGGGCACAGAGUCUAGUCUGGGGAGAUGGUGCAGGAGCCAUGUUUGGUUCCCUGGCAACCUGUCGGAACAAGUCCUCAGCCUUUUUCUGCACCGGCAGUGGAUUCGGGUGUCAUUAUCUUCACCUCCACAAGGGGGAGUGUCAGACUGAUCAAUACCUGGAGGGGUGUCGAGUGUAUAAACCCCUCAAGAAUGAAAGUGAAUGUUGGAAAGAGGGAAAUGGCCGAGAGGAGGACUGGAGCGGGGAGAUCUUUGGUUUUCACAGCCGUUGCUUCUUCUCCAACCUGACCAGACAGAACCGAAGUGAGGUUCUUUUGUCCGGCAGCUCUGUGGAGGGACGUUGUUACAGACACAGGUGUUCUGGAGCGAACAGAUACCAAGUCCAGGUGUCUGGCUCCGAAUGGGUGGACUGUACAGCCGGGGACACCAUUCAGAUAAAAGGAUACCAGGGUUUAGUCCACUGCCCUGACGGGAGGUUAUGUCUGUACGCUGACAUUACUCCUCCCUCUGACCUCGUCCCUACAUUUCCUGCUUCUAACGCAAGUGAUCCGCCUGAGACUUUACCUUCAGCGCAGAGCUGGUCGCCCCUCAGACCUCCCGCAGAGCUCACUGCAGCCUCCGCGCUCUGCGUCACUGCUGCUGCGUGCCUCCUGGCUGCUGCUGCUGCUGCUGCGUGUCUCCUGGCUGCAGCUGUGUGUGUGUCUUACAGGAAAUGUUGCUCCUGCAGGGUCAGGAUCCACUCUGCCCCAGAGGAUCACACUGAUCUGUAGCAAAACUUUAAAUAUUCACUGGUAAAGAAACAGGCUAACGUUAUCAUUUUAAUGUGAACGAGAAAUAAUGAAUUCCAACAAAUGGUACGUUUUUAUUUUUAUUGAAGAGGAAAUACAGCAAUGUCAUUAAUAGUUGAAUCCACUGGGUUCCUACUACACACAUGAUAAAUGAUACUAAAAUAGCAUAAUGAACACAAUACACACGAGGAACAGUAAAGGCUGAGAUUCAUAUCUCAUGCUGUACUAUCAAUAAAUGUAUUAAUAAUAAUAAUAAUGAGUCAGUAGGACAUCGUCUGUAUGUAUUUAAAACAGUAGAAAUAAGAGAGUUCCUAAUGUGGUGGUUGUAAAGGCUAUAUCUUUGAUUUAAACAAAUUAAACUUAUUGUCUUCUCCACGCUGA